Molecule: messenger RNA, 2046 nt
Organism: Balearica regulorum gibbericeps (East African grey crowned-crane)
Lineage: Eukaryota; Metazoa; Chordata; Aves; Gruiformes; Gruidae
Source: RefSeq, a predicted model, not a curated record
ACAACUUUAUAUGGCUCAUGUCUGACAACAUGCACCACCAGUGGCUGCUGCUUGCUGCAUGCUUUUGGGUGAUAUUCAUGUUCAUGGUUGCUAGCAAGUUUAUCACGUUGACUUUUAAAGACCCAGAUGGCUAUGGUGCCAAGCAAGAGCCAUUGAUACUGACAGCUGUGACAAAAGUGGAGGAGGUACAUGUGCCAGAGGAAAAACAUUGGCCUGAAGAAUUCCAGCCAACUGGAAAAGCUUUUUCUGGAAAUCUGAUCCAUCAACCCCUGGUUCAUAUGGAAAGACUUGAGCUUCUCAGGAAUGUCUGCAGAGACACUGCAUUGAGAAAUCUCUCUCACACUGCAGUUUCCAAAUUCGUCUUGGACCGAAUAUUUGUGUGUGACAAGCACAAGAUCCUGUUUUGUCAGACGCCAAAAGUGGGCAACACUCAGUGGAAAAAAGUCUUGAUCGUUUUAAAUGGAGCAUUUUCUUCCAUAGAGGAGAUCCCAGAAAAUAUUGUACAUGAUCAUGAGAAGAAUGGCCUUCCACGUUUGUCCUCCUUCAGUGACUCUGAAAUUAAAAAACGACUGAGUUUAUACUUCAAGUUUUUUAUUGUUAGAGAUCCAUUUGAAAGACUUAUUUCUGCAUUUAAAGACAAGUUUGUGCACAAUCCUCGGUUUGAACCUUGGUACCGGCAUGAAAUUGCUCCUGGCAUUAUUCGUAAAUAUAGAAAGAAUCGCACAGAGACCAAAGGGCUGCAGUUCGAGGAUUUUGUACGCUAUCUGGGUGACCCUAACCACCGAUGGCUGGAUGUUCAGUUUGGUGACCACAUCAUUCAUUGGGUAACAUAUGUGGAACUUUGCGCCCCCUGUGAAAUCACCUAUAGUGUGAUCGGACACCAUGAAACCCUGGAGGACGAUGCUCCGUAUAUCUUGAAAGCAGCCGGCAUAGACCAUCUGGUAUCAUACCCCACGAUUCCACCAGGCAUAACAGUGUACAACAAAACAAAAGUAGAGCGGUAUUUUUCAGGAAUUAGCAAGAGAGACAUAAGACGCCUCUACGCACGGUUUGAAGGCGAUUUUAAACUUUUUGGUUAUCGGGAGCCAGAUUUCUUGCUUAACUGACACCUAGGAUAAGCUCUGAAGAAAUGUCUCAUGGAUUAAUCUAAACCUCCGUGAAUACCAGCUGCAACACUGACAGAGAUGAGAAUGACCAUUUGUUUCCUAGCUUUUUGAUGUUGCUCCAUUUUUCAGUGAAAUAUUUGUCAUAUGAACAAGUAGGGGCUUGUAGUUGUUGUUUACUGACCAUGUUUUCAAUAUGUGACAUUGAAAUCUGUUAGGAAUGAAGUCUCUGUUAUCUGAAAUACAGAAUUCCACUUCUCCCAUUUCCCUCCAGGAAAAAACAAGGAGAAUGAAUGGGCUAUGAUCUUCCUCUCCCUCUCCUAGACAGCACGCCAUUUUUUAAAUGUUGUGAAGUAUUUAUAAAGAUGGCAAUUUCACUGCAGGUUAACUCUGACGUGGGUGAACUUCAUGAUUCAUGCUCAUGAGAAAGGCAUGUCGUCUCCCAUGAGCUUUGAAAAUGAGAGGCCAGUACAGGACUAAAAAUUGAUUAAAUGCUUGACAAGUAAAAUCACCUAGGCUGCUAUAACAACAGUAACGCUGAUCUAAUCCCGUUUUUGUUUGUCACAAAAUGAACCUAAUUAGACAGAAGCUAUAGAGGUGUUAAAAAUAGGACUGGUUCCAGAGUCCAGUUGUCUUUGUAUUUUUGUCAAGUCUUUACUGUACUACUACUGGUCUAUUGAGCCUCAUAAUUCUACUUUUGAUUUUCAAAAUAUUAUUUAACUCUUGGCUAUGUAAGUUAUCUGAGAACACCAGGUGCAAAUGGAGCAUAGAAGAAAUAUGAAACUGCUAGAGAAACUUUAAGGAAAAUUAAUUUAAAAUGAAGUAUUAAUUGUAUUUGCGGGAGCACAUAUAGAAGUCAUAAGAUGCUCUCUAAAUAUCACACAUUUUAACUUGGUUUUUCUUCUAACAGUUAAGAUUAAUAAAGAAGCCAGAAAAGCGAGGU